Messenger RNA from Hypanus sabinus (Atlantic stingray), 1663 nucleotides. RefSeq names its product endoplasmic reticulum-golgi intermediate compartment 1 (gene ergic1). NCBI's taxonomy places the organism in Eukaryota, Metazoa, Chordata, Chondrichthyes, Myliobatiformes, Dasyatidae. The transcript is spliced from 10 exons. Gene Ontology annotation, biological process: retrograde vesicle-mediated transport, Golgi to endoplasmic reticulum; endoplasmic reticulum to Golgi vesicle-mediated transport. The record is from RefSeq and is a predicted model, not a curated record. The coding region runs from base 150 to 1085 and encodes 311 amino acids. Gene Ontology annotation, cellular component: endoplasmic reticulum; endoplasmic reticulum membrane; COPII-coated ER to Golgi transport vesicle.
CUUUGGAUUUUUUUCUCUCUGUUGGUAAAAUAGGAUUAGAAUUGAUCCUGAUUCUGCUCCUUAAAUUUAUCGCUUUUCCUACAAACUUGUCUGGAAAUCUCAAAACGUAUUUUGGAUUAUUAUUAUUAUAUUCACAGUGCAGACAUAUAAUGUUUCAAUUAGAAGUACUUAAAUUGUGGUAUUGUUUUAAAAAUGGCAGAGUUGCAGAUAAGGAUACCAGCAUUUUGACAAGAUUUGAUAUCUACAGGAAAGUUCCAAAAGACCUUACACAGCCCACUUAUACAGGAGCUUUCAUUUCCAUUUGCUGCUGCAUAUUCAUGCUGUUCCUUUUCUUGUCAGAACUGACUGGAUUCAUUGCCACUGAAAUAGUGAAUGAAUUGUACGUGGACGAUCCUGACAAAGAUAGUGGAGGAAAAAUUGAAGUAAAUCUAAAUAUAAGCUUACCUAAUCUUCCGUGUGAUGUUGUUGGACUGGACAUCCAGGAUGAAAUGGGAAGACAUGAAGUUGGCCAUAUUGAUAAUUCCAUGAAAUUACCUCUAAAUAAUGGCCAAGGCUGCAGAUUUGAAGGACAGUUUAGCAUUAAUAAGGUACCAGGAAACUUCCAUGUAUCCACACACAGUGCUACAGCACAACCAGAUAAUCCAGAUAUGACUCAUGUAAUUAACAAAUUGACAUUUGGAGAAAUAAUAGAGGUUAAAAAUGUUCAAGGUGCUUUUAACGCUCUCGGUGGGUCAAGUAAACUUGCCUCAAAUCCUCUGGCAUCACAUGACUAUGUACUGAAGAUAGUCCCGACUGUUUAUGAAGAUUUAGAGGAAAGGCAGCGUUUUUCCUAUCAGUAUACAGUGGCACAAAAGGAAUAUGUUGCAUACAGCCACACAGGGCGUAUUAUCCCUGCCAUCUGGUUCCGAUAUGACCUCAGCCCAAUCACUGUAAAAUAUGUUGAACGGAAACAACCGUUAUACAGGUUUAUUACAACAAUUUGUGCAAUCAUUGGAGGAACAUUUACAGUUGCCGGGAUCAUAGACUCCUGCAUUUUUACAGCAUCUGAAGCUUGGAAGAAGAUUCAGUUGGGCAAAAUGCACUAACAGGAACAUAUAAAGUCGCCGAGCCAGCCUGGUUUGCCAGUAACUGGUUUAAAUUCUCUUGCAUCUUUUUUUCUAUUUAUGUCAGGCCAUCAUCCAAGUUAGCUAGAUCUUGGGCAAUUUGUUUUUUUUACAUCUGCAUUAUUGCAAAUAGAAAACUGUCAAAAAUGAAGUUUGCAUAUCGAAAAUGAAAAUGUUCUUGAAUGGAAAAAUAUUAUUCUGCACUUCUCUCUUUGCUGGUAGUAAGUUAUAUUUGGAAAUAAAUCAGGACAAUGGUUGAAGAAAGACUGGGAAGGAUUUGAGAAAGACAAAUUUACUAAUUUUAGCUUUAGUCACGGAUGUAGCACUGGACAAUGAACCACCUGUUUCUUUCACAUUUUUAUGCCUCUUUGAUGAAAGUUGAGGGUAAUCAGAUUUUUUUCUAGUUUCUUUUAACAAAGAUCAACGUACUACUUAAUCAUUAGUUGACUCUGUCUUUAGAUUUCUGAUGAUCUCAACCAGAGAAAGUAGUAUUGUCAUGCAAAUGAUGGGUUAUAAUUUCAUGAAUUAUUUGAUUUUUAAUAAAAUGUGUGAAAAUGCCA